This is a messenger RNA of Dermochelys coriacea (leatherback sea turtle), 4333 nucleotides long. It is a transcript of the gene CA4, whose product is annotated as carbonic anhydrase 4. Lineage: Eukaryota; Metazoa; Chordata; Testudines; Dermochelyidae. The coding region runs from base 106 to 891 and encodes 261 amino acids. Gene Ontology annotation, cellular component: plasma membrane. Gene Ontology annotation, molecular function: carbonate dehydratase activity; zinc ion binding. The transcript has 8 exons. The record is from RefSeq and is a predicted model, not a curated record.
CCACGACUACUUACUCCUGUAUAAAAACUCCCAGAGCAGAAAUAUGAUCACAUACUAAUUGAUUCUAGCCUCCUCACUGAUCUUAUCUAGAAUAGGGGAUAGAUAAUGGAAUUGCUUUUCCUUGUUCUGCUCUCUCUGCACAUUGCCAAGACAGCAACAGAAGGUGAGAAAGAAUGGUGCUACCUAUCACAACACUGCACUCACCCCAGCUGUGUAGAACCCCGUCUCUGGAAUACAGUAAAUGAGGAGUGUGGAAAAGAGGAACAGUCACCUAUCAAUAUUGUCACCAACAAAGUGGAGUACAAAGGGGACCUGAAACCAUUUACUUUUGAAGGCUAUAAUACCAAUCAGUCCUCUGAUUGGAUCAUAGUAAAUAAUGGGCAUACGGUUAAAGUUUCUCUUAGCGGAUCAGCAAAGAUUGGAGGUGGAGGUCUUCAAAAUAAAUACAAGGCUAUCGAGUUUCACUUCCACUGGGGCACUAAGCUAAGCAAAGGGUACAGCCCUGGUUCGGAACACAGCAUCGAUGGAGACAGAUAUGCUAUGGAGCUUCAUAUAGUGCACAUGAAAGAGGAUUUCUCCUCUACAGAGCAGGCAGUGAAAGAUAAAGAAGGUCUGGCCGUGCUGGGGUUCUUUAUAAAGAUCGGCGCAAAAAAUGAAAAGUAUGAAUCUCUAAUAGAGAUAUUAAAGGAAGUUGCUAUCAAAGGAUCUCAAAAAAAGAUGUUGUCUUUGCCCCUGGAAUCGCUCAUUCCAGCUAAAGAGAAUCUCACACGCUAUUAUCGGUACAGUGGCUCCCUGACCACUCCCAACUGCCACCAGGCUGUCGUCUGGACAAUAUUUCAGGAGCCAAUCAUACUGAGUGAAAGUCAGAAAAAUAACACUAUUUUUGGAUGAUGGUGUGCAGGUGGUGAACUUCUUGGAAAAGCUUUACUUCAGUGAGAAUAAAACAUUACACAUGACCGAAAAUUUCCGACCUGUUCAACCUCUCAGUGACAGAAUCGUGUACCGCUCUGAUGUCAGUGUUGUACAGCCUCCUGCAAAGGCUUUAUUGAUGAUCCCAACACUUAUCUACCUCAUGAGUCGUCUUUUCCAGUGAACACUACCAGGUUUCUGGGUUUUAAUUUUUUGUUUUAAGCACUUCUCUCCAGUUGAGAAGCUCUAGACUACAGCUGAUUGUACAACAUAGCCUUGGUGUUUUUUCUCACACUUACCAAUAGGAAUUUAUAUAAAUAAAUACAAUAAAACUGUCGAUUAAUCAGAGUUAACUCACAUGAUUAACUAAAAAAAAUGUAUCGCGAUUAAUUGCAGUUUUAAUUGCACUGUUAAACAAUAAAACACCAAUUGAAAUUUAUACAUAUUUUUGGAUGUUUUUCUACAUUUUCAACUAUAUUGAUUUCAAUUACAACAUAGAAUAUAAAGUGUACAGCGUUCACUUUAUAUUUUUAUUACAAAUAUAUGCAAUAUAAAAAUGAUAAACAAAAGAAAUAGUAUUUUUCAAUUCAUCACAUACAAGUACUGUAGUGCAAUCUCUUUAUUGUGAAAGUGCAAUUUACAAAUGUAGAUUUUUUUUGUUACAUAACUGCACUCAAAAACAAAACAAUGCAAAACUUCACAGCCUACAAGUCCACUCAGUCCUACUUCUUGUUCAGCCAAUCGCUAAGACAAACCAGUUUGUUUACAUAUAUGGGAGAUAAUGCUGCCCACUUUUUAUUUACAAUGUCACCUGAAAGUGAGAACAGGCUUUCGCAUGACACUUUUGUAGAGGUGUUGCAAGGUAUUUACGUGCCAGAUAUGCUAAACGUUCGUAUGCCCCUUCAUGCUUCAGUCACUGUUCCAGAGGACAUGCUUCCAUGCUGAUGACGCUCAUUAAAAAAUAAUGCAUGAAUUAAAUUUGUGACUGAACUCCUUGGGGGAGUAUUGUAUGUCUGCUGCUCUGUGUUUUACCCACAUUUUGCCGUAUAUUUCAUGAUAUAGCAGUCUCCGAUGGUAACCCAACACUCGUUCAUUUUAAGAACACUUUCACUGCAGAGCUGACAAAACACAAAGAAGGUACCAAUGUGAGAUUUCUAAAGAUUGCUACAGCACUUGACCCAAGGUUUAAGAAUCUGAAGUGCCUUCCAAAAUCUAAGAGGAUUGAGCUGUGGAGCACGCUUUCAGAAGUCUUAAAAGAGCAGUACCGUCAUGCAGAAACUACAGAACCUGAACCACCAAAAAAAGAAAAUCAGCAUUCUUUUGGCAGCAUCUGACUCAGAUGAUGAAAAUGAACAUGCAUCGGUCCAUACUGCUUUGGAUCGUUAUCGAGCACAGCCCGUCAUCAGCAUGGAAGCAUGUCCUCUGGAACGGUGGUUGAAACAUGAAGGGACAUAUGAAGCUUAAGCACAUCCGGCAUGCAAAUAUCUUACAAUUCCGGCUACAACUGUGCCAUAUGAACGUCUGUUCUCACUUUUAAGUGACAUUGUAAACAGGAAGCAGGCAGCAUUAUCUCCCGCAAAUGUGAACAAACUUGUUUGUCUGAAUGAAGUAGGACUGAGUGGACUUGUAGGCUCUAACAUUGUACAUUGUUUUAUUUUUUAAUGCAGUUAUUUUUUGUACAAAAUUCUACAUUUGUAAGUUCAAUUUUCAUGAUAAAGAGAUUGCACUACAGUACUUGUAUUAGGUGAAUUGAAAAAUACUAUUUCUAUUUUUUUUACAGUGCAAAUAUUUGUAAUAAAAAUAAAUAUAAAGUGAGCACUGUACACUUUGUAUUCUGCAUUCAAUUUGAAAUCAAUAUAUAUGAAAAUGUAGAAAACAUCCAAAAUAUUUAAAUAAAUUAUAUUCUAUUAUUGUUUAACAGCGUGAUUAAUUUUUAUAUAUAGGGGCUGUCAAGCGAUUAAAAAAAUUAAUCAUGAUUAAUUUCAGGGAACAUCCUCAACGCUCAUAAUAAAUAUAAUACAAAGCUAUAGAGAAGCCCUUUUUAAAAUCACUAAAGACUUUUCUUUUUAAAGCAAUAAAAUGUAUUAAUUGCAACCCUGUAAUUUUAAAGCAACACUGCAAGUGUGUUUAAUGAACCAUCCAGAGGACUUGUAGGAAUCUGUAGUCGGAGUGUGCCAAAGUGAGGUUCUAAAUGCAAUAUAUUUAUAUACUGCACCACAAAUCAGGGACAUGAAACUGCUUUGGUCACUCAUAACGUCCACUAUGUCCUCCAACACUAAGGCACAAUACAACCUGUUUUAAAAAAACAUCAAUCAAUCAAUCAAUCAGUAAGCAAUACAGGGCUCAUCCUAUGUAUUGCAGGAUACAUGGCACGCUUCACCCAGAAGGGAACAUUUUCUUGCUUCUCUCUCCUUAAGGUUAAUUUUAAAGAAGGGUUUGAUUAUUUUUUAAAUCUACUGCUCUUGGGUUUUAGGAACAUAGGAGUCACUAUACUGGUCAGACUGUUAGUCCAAUCUAGUCCAGCAUCCUGCCUCUGGCAGUAGCCAGUCUCAGAUGCUACAGAGGAAAAGGAAAGCUCCACCCAAUACAUCUAGCUUCACACACAUGGAAAAUUCCUUCCUGAAUCCCACUAGAGGCUUAAAUCUGAAGAGUGAGGUUUGAUGAUCCUUUAUUUCUCCUAUUGAAUAAUAAAAUACGAGAACUGUUCAGGUAAUGAUGUUUCCCCCUGUGGAAUUUUUCUUUGAAUUUUUUUUUCAGGUUUAAUGAAAACCCUCCAAUUUGUGAACAUUUCCAUUUUGUUGAAAAAACAAAUGUUCUGAUGAAAAGAUUUUUACCAGCUCUAUAAAAUACUCCCACACUUGUAUGAUAGGUAAGACCCAUACAUAUAUAAAGGGGGUUGUUCUGUGAUUUGGGUUGAUAUCUUCAGAGCUUAUCCAAUCACACACUGGAAAUACACUGUGAAGAUGGGUUUCUCCUGUUAAAUUCUCAUCACCUCAAGAUGCAGAGAGAUGCAGUGUCUCAGCUGAUUUAAUCCUUUGAGCCAAUGUAAUGCAUCAUGUUGCAGCCUCUUGUGAAUUUUAAAUCUUGGCCAUCUCAAAAAGGGAUUUUAAAUUGGGAGCGCAGAGUUAUGCCUUUUUCUUUAGGACUAUGUUUCUAUACAGGACACUAUAUCAUCACAUCCAUUUAGUCACUCAUAUGAGAGCUGUACAAGGGUGCCUGGACACAUUUUACUGAGGGCAAAUGGCAGGGUGGGAAAUUUUCUUCUCUACUGUAUCUAUUUAAGUUGAUUAUGAAGACUUGAAAACCACAAUGGAAAAGCAGAUUGAUAUUUAUACCUUUAGGAGAAUAUCCAAGACUGUAAUUGUAUUUUUAUAUCGUUUAGGAGAUUUCGAGAACUGAAUAAAAAUAAAAGCUUGUGAUUGAA